Molecule: messenger RNA, 2075 nt
Organism: Lactuca saligna
Lineage: Eukaryota; Viridiplantae; Streptophyta; Magnoliopsida; Asterales; Asteraceae
Source: the annotation of a GenBank genome assembly
GUUGAUAUCUUGAAAAUAGGUCCAAGUGAUUUCAGGUCAUUAUUUAUCUGUCUAUAACAAAAAGAUAUUAAUAAAAAAAACCAACUUGCGAUCCGUGUCCCCCUUUCAUCGACCCAUCUAAAGAUCUAAUCAUCAUUUUCUUUUUCCAUAGUUUCUCCAUACUUCCAGUACAAUUUUUAAUCUAGGGUUUUUAAAUUCCGUUAAUGGCGCUCUCACAUCCCUAAAUUGGACACAACAUCCAUCGCCAUGGAAGCUCGUAGCUAUAGUAAUGCUGCCGCAUCCGCACCAGAUGGCGGUACUGCUGCUCCACCGCCUGCACCGCCUCCGAUGUCCAGUGUCAAUGCUCCACCGCCCUUCUUGGUCAAGACUUACGAUAUGGUGGAUGAUCCUGCUACCGAUAAGGUUGUUUCUUGGAGUGCUACGAAUAACAGCUUCGUCGUCUGGGACCCGCCCGAGUUCGCUAAAGACCUUUUGCCCAAAUACUUCAAGCACAAUAACUUCUCCAGCUUUGUUCGACAGCUUAACACUUAUGGGUUUCGAAAAGUCGACCCUGAUCGAUGGGAAUUUGCAAACGAAGGAUUCUUACGAGGCCAAAAACACCUACUCAAAACCAUCGUCCGCCGGAAAUCCACCUCCGGCCACCACCAACCACCGCCACAGCCCCACCAACAAACCACCUCUGUAAGUGCAUGCGUUGAAGUCGGAAAAUUCGGUCUAGAAGAAGAAGUAGAAAGGCUAAAAAGAGACAAAAACGUCCUGAUGCAAGAACUCGUGAGAUUAAGACAACAACAACAAAGCACAGACAACCAAAUGCAAUCAAUGGUGCAACGCCUUCAAGGCAUGGAACAAAGGCAACAACAGAUGAUGUCAUUUUUAGCAAAAGCAGUCAACAGCCCUGGAUUCUUAGCACAUUUUGUACAACAACAAAACGAAAGCACAAAGUUAAUAACAGAAGGGAAUAAAAAAAGAAGGUAUAAAGAAGAAGACAGGGUCAUUUCAGACAAUUCAUCCGAUGGAAGAAUUGUUAAAUAUCAACCAAUGAUGAAUGAUGCUGCACAAGCAAUGCUUAAACAGAUCAUGAAACUAGACACUGCAUCACCACGUUUAGGUCCUUUCACUUCAGGGGUAACUCUCCAAGAAGUCAACCCACCACCAGCCUCCGGUCAACCCUAUCUACCAUCAGUCACCGGUGUAGUAUCCGCACCUCUAGAACCAAAUUCCAAUCUCAUUGCAACAAAUCAGAGUCCGCUAGCGGAUGGUCAACAGCUGCCCGAACUGCCCGAACUACCCGAACUGUCACAGUUGCAAGAAAUGGUGCCCGGACUGUAUCCUGAAACACAGAACAUGGUGGAUGAGAAGCUUCAGUUAGAAAUUGGGGGGUUUUCGCCUGAUGUGGAUGUAGAAUGGGACAAUAAUUUGCUGAUCGAAAUGGAGAAAUAUCUGACCGCGUAUGACCCGUCUUGGGAGCAGUAUAUUGAGGGCAGCCCGGAGGUUGACACGGUUGAUGACAUGGACGCGGGCCCGGGCCUGGGCCCAGUGGAUGAUGUCAUGAAUGGUGUUGAUAGCAAAUCUUCGGAAAGUAAAAAUCUUGAAGCCAUAUAUACAAGAUCAUUGAUUUGAGAUAACAUGAGAGUUGGGUAUUCCUUUUCCUAAAUAUGGACUUCAGGACUUUCUUUUCAACCAUCUUUGGAGGCGGCAAGGGUAUAUUAGUCUUUUCCGGUAGGAGAUACUCAACAACAAUACAAAUUGUGUCAUCCGAUCCUUUUUCAUUUGUGUAGCUUUCUGCACAUGAAAACCAAGCAUUUAAAUCUGAAUGUUCAAAAAUACCAACAAAAAUCAUACUUUUUAUAACGUUACUUUAAUAAUCCAAUUAAUUAGACUUCUUUUUAUCAACGCAUAACCUUUCCACUUGUACAACUUCUUCCACUUGAAAACCAACCUAUUAAUCUCAAUGUUCUAAUUACAAUAUCAAAUGGGAAAUAGAACAAUAAAUAUUUGAUUUUUUUUUUAUCUAAAUAUCUAUUUUAUUCCAUUCCAUUCUUACCAACCAAACUCCUAACACAUUUUUAACGUCA